AGUAGAUUCGUCAGAUAAAUUCUGGUCACACUGGUUUGAUCACGAAAUUUUAAAAUUGAUACUAAAAAUGUAAAGGAAGGUAGGUACUUACAAUUUGGAAAAGUAAAGUACCCUAAUAAAUCCUAAGUCCCUAAAUUUAAUUGUCUUCAAACGUUUAACGUCGUAACAUAACCUAAUAGCUUUCUUUGUGAAAAUGGACUCGAGGGAUAUUCCUUCACCAACAUUAUUUGUCGAGAUACAUAGCACUGAAUUAUACAAAAACAGAAAGAGCUGGAGGCAAUAUGACGAUGAGACGAGCGAAAGUAGAAAAAAACAGAAACUAAACACAACAUUUGAAGUGGAUGAAGAAGAUGAUUUAAACGAUGGACUUAUUGAGACAAUAUUUGCAGGCUGUGGUUCUGAAAAGGCGCCUGUCACAAAUGCACCUCUCUGGGUACCGAACCUGUCCUUACAAUGCACGGAGAGUGUCAAUAUCGGCCCUGCUGACACUGAAAAUACUCAAAUUGCUUUAUUAAUGGGACAGAUGGAGAACGAGGAUAUUAUAUUAUGUGAUAGAGAAGGACAGAGCGAAGCUGAGUCACUGUUCACGCUGAACACCAAUUCCGUAGCAUUGGUGGAUCCAUUGCAAAUUCAGAACUAUGAAUUUGAUCAAGGUGACAACGUGGAGUAUUAUGCUUAUUUGGGUACCUUUGAAGAGGCCAAUGAGGGGUAUGCGGUAGCUCUCGAUGACGACUUUUUGGAGGAAGACAAAUCAGUGGACAGCUACAGUGCCUUCUGUCGCGAGGCACACCUCAAACCCCACUGCUCGGAGUUGGAGUUGUCAUUCAAUGAACCAAAGGUACUCGAUGCAAAUACGAUCGCUCAGAUGACGUCGACUGAACUUACCAAGAAAAUACAAAUGCACGCUAGAGCCCUGGCCUCAUUGCUGAGAGAAACUAACGAAAGAACGAAGUUACGCCAAUCCCUCAUCAACGCUGAUGAAGCACCCGUUGCGGAGUUCGUAGCUGGCUCCUUCCGCAACAAUGCCUUAUAUGUCCACCUCCAAUGCGGUUCAACAUCCAGUUAAAUACUACCUCGGAAAUGUUUUUGUUAUUUAUUUUUUUAGUUAUUUAUUUUUUUUAUUUUUUUAGUUAUUUUUUAUUUAAGUUAUAAUUUGCUGUCUCUGUCUCUUAUAACCAAUAUAAGUAAGAUAAAGAGAGACAGUAUGUUAUUAAUUCCAUUUGAUUGGAUUUCGUUUUAAAAUGUAGAAAUAUAAUAGAUUUUUGCUAUUUCUUCUUUGUUAGUAGUAUACAUAUUUAGACUGAUUAUUUUAAAGUACGGUCAGCAUAAAUGAUUUUGUGAUUUUUUUUAAUAGUAACUUUUUAAUUUGAAAUUUACUUUUUUGAACAAACUCCAAAAAACCUUGUGUUAUAUGAUUAGAUAUGAUAAUACCUUGUGUAUAAAAUAAAUAAUUAAAUAAUAAAUAAAAAAAUUAGAUUAAUUAGAUAUAUAUCUAAUUAAUCUAAAUAAUAAAAUUGCCAAUUUUUUUUAUAUUCUACAUAUUUACUUUUUAUAAGUUUGUUUUGCUGACGGUACAUUGUUAAUACGUUCCUUUUGUAA
Molecule: messenger RNA, 1599 nt
Organism: Pieris rapae (cabbage white)
Lineage: Eukaryota; Metazoa; Arthropoda; Insecta; Lepidoptera; Pieridae
Exons: 8
Coding region: 194-1066 (290 amino acids)
Source: RefSeq, a predicted model, not a curated record